CUCGUGAGUGAGUGAUUUUUAGUCUUCUACAUAGAGUAUAGAGAGAGUGAUCAGAGUUUUCUUCUUUUUUUUAGAUCAUCAGCUCAAAAAAAAUAUCCAGUGAUAUUAUCUGUUCGUCUUCUUCCAUCCCACAUACCAGCAAAUAAGGUAAAAGAUGUCGUUUGCCGCGGUGAAAGGAGUACGCGUAAGGGCAUCUGCAGAUGGAUAUGGGCAAAUACCAUUGAAGGAAAACCAAGACCAAAUCGGAGGAGGAGGAGUUUCUGUUCAAUUCAAACGUAACGGUUCUCUUAAAACAAGCCGAGUUCAAGCAAGUUCUCAAGAUGGUGCUGGUGUGACAACUAACACCUCGGCUGAUCCAGUGCCAAAAGGUGGUCGUGGCCGCAGCAUUUCACCGUCAAGAGCAUUACUUACUCCUCUAAGCUCACAACUCUCAAAUGAUAAUGGACCCAUCAAGAGGGUGUUCACAUUUGGCAAAGGAAGGAGUGAAGGGCACAAAGGAAUGAAGGCAUUGUUGGGUGGAAAAGGAGCGAAUCUCGCUGAAAUGGCGACAAUUGGACUAUCGGUACCUCCAGGCUUAACCAUCUCAACAGAGGCAUGCCAAGAAUACCAAGAGGUUGGAAAAAAGAUAAUCGAAGGACUGUGGGAAGAAGUCUUAGAAGCUUUCGAAAUUGUUGAGAAUUCCAUGGGUGCUGUCUUAGGUGAUCCAUCUAGGCCACUCCUCCUCUCUGUCCGUUCUGGCGCAGCGAUCUCAAUGCCUGGGAUGAUGGACACUGUCUUAAACUUGGGGCUUAACGAUGAAGUUGUUGCUGGUUUAGCUGCUAAAAGUGGCGAACGCUUCGCUUAUGACUCCUACAGACGUUUCCUUGACAUGUUUGGUGAUGUUGUUAUGGGAAUUUCACAUUCACUAUUUGAGGAGAAAUUGCAAGAACUGAAAGCUGCAAAAGGAGUUCAACUUGACACAGAAUUGACUGCAUCUGACUUGAAAGAACUCGUCGAAAAAUACAAGAAAGUCUACUUUGAAGCUAAAGGCGAACACUUCCCUUCGGAUCCAAAGAAGCAGUUAAUGUUGGCUGUUCAAGCAGUAUUUGAUUCAUGGGACAGUCCCAGGGCAAAAAAAUAUAGGAGUAUCAACAAUAUUACGGGUUUGAAAGGAACAGCCGUGAACAUCCAAUGUAUGGUAUUCGGGAACAUGGGUGACACUUCAGGGACUGGAGUUCUAUUCACUAGGAACCCAAGUACUGGUGAAAAGAAACUGUAUGGAGAAUUCCUUGUCAAUGCACAGGGUGAAGAUGUAGUUGCUGGAAUUAGAACACCACAAGACAUUGAGGUUAUGAAGAAUUGCAUGCCAUAUGCUUACAAAGAACUUGUUGAAAACUGUGAUAUUCUGGAAAGUCAUUACAAGGAUAUGAUGGACAUCGAAUUCACUGUUCAAGAAAAUAAGCUGUGGAUGCUGCAAUGCCGAGCAGGCAAGAGGACUGGCAAAGGUGCAGUCAAGAUAGCUGUAGAUAUGGUGAGAGAAGGUCUUGUUGAUACUCGUUCUGCCAUCAAGAUGGUUGAACCACAACAUCUUGACCAACUUCUUCACCCACAGUUUGAGGAUCCAUCGGCAUACAAAAACAAAGUUAUGGCUGUGGGUUUGCCUGCAUCACCAGGAGCAGCUGUAGGCCAGAUAGUGUUUAAUGCUGAAGAUGCAGAAGAGUGGCAUGCACUAGGAAAGAGUGUUAUCUUGGUAAGGACUGAGACCAGUCCAGAGGACAUUGGUGGAAUGCACGCAGCGAGUGGAAUAUUGACAGCAAGAGGUGGUAUGACCUCUCAUGCAGCAGUUGUUGCCCGAGGGUGGGGAAAAUGUUGUAUCUGCGGAUGCCCCAACAUCCGUGCAGUUGACUCCGAGAAGGUUGUUAUGAUUGCAGACCAAGUGUUAGGGGAAGGAGAUUGGCUAUCACUUAACGGGUCUACAGGUGAAGUGAUAUUGGGCAAGCAGCCACUAGCUCCUCCAGCUCUAAGUGCUGAUAUGGAAACCUUUAUGACUUGGGUUGAUGAGGUUAGGCUUCUCAAGGUUAUGGCAAAUGCAGACACUCCUGAAGAUGCAUUGACAGCAAGAAACAAUGGUGCUCAGGGAAUCGGACUUUGCAGGACAGAGCACAUGUUCUUUGCUUCGGAUGAGAGGUUGAAGGCUGUUAGACAGAUGAUUAUGGCGGGAACUCUAGAACACAGAAAAGUGGCAUUGGACUUGCUUUUGCCCUACCAACGAUCUGACUUUGAAGGAAUCUUCCGUGCAAUGGAUGGUCUUCCUGUGACAAUCCGGUUGUUAGACCCACCGCUUCAUGAAUUUCUGCCAGAAGGAGAUAUUGAACAAAUUGUUGGUCAGCUAGCUAUCGACACUGGUGUGACCCAAGAUGAAGCUAUCUCAAGGGUGGAGAAACUCUCGGAAGUGAAUCCUAUGCUUGGUUUCCGUGGUUGCAGGCUUGGCAUUUCAUAUCCGGAACUAACUGAAAUGCAAGCACGCGCCAUCUUUCAAGCAGCUAUAAAUAUGACCAACCAGGGUGUCACUGUUCUUCCUGAAAUAAUGGUUCCACUUGUGGGAACUCCUCAGGAGCUUGGACAUCAAGCGAAUUUGAUACGUGGCGUUGCCAAGAAAGUCUUCUCUGAGAUGGGCACCACAGUAGCUUACAAGAUUGGAACAAUGAUUGAAAUUCCUAGGGCUGCAUUAGUGGCAGAUGAGAUUGCAAAACAUGCAGACUUCUUCUCGUUCGGGACAAACGAUCUCACUCAAAUGACAUUCGGGUACAGUAGAGACGAUGCUGGAAAGUUUCUACCUCAAUACCUUGCUCAAGGCAUUCUUCAAAACGAUCCAUUUCAGGUGAUUGACACCAAAGGCGUGGGUCAGCUUGUCAAAAUGGCUACCGAGAGAGGUCGUGGUGCUAAGCCUAGCUUGAAGGUUGGAAUAUGCGGAGAACACGGUGGAGACCCUACUUCUGUUGCGUUCUUUGCGGAGGCUGGACUGGAUUAUGUUUCGUGUUCUCCAUUCAGGGUUCCCAUUGCAAGGCUAGCAGCAGCUCAAGUGAUUGUUUGACUAGGAUGUGGAGCUCUUCUUGGUCAAGGAGGGGGACAAUGUAGGCAAUGGCAGGAAGAAUUGUAAAUAAUUAAGGGACAAUAAGUAGAUUUUAGUUGUUGUAAUGAUCAUGGUGGUGGAGAUGUAAAGCCACGAUUUGUCAAUUGUUGAUUAAAAACCUGCCAAUAAUAAUUCUUAAAUAAAUGAAAUUUUCACUUUGUGAACCCAA
Messenger RNA from Papaver somniferum (opium poppy), 3281 nucleotides. RefSeq names its product pyruvate, phosphate dikinase 2-like. The transcript is spliced from 20 exons. Gene Ontology annotation, molecular function: kinase activity; ATP binding; pyruvate, phosphate dikinase activity. The coding region runs from base 155 to 3073 and encodes 972 amino acids. Lineage: Eukaryota; Viridiplantae; Streptophyta; Magnoliopsida; Ranunculales; Papaveraceae. Gene Ontology annotation, biological process: phosphorylation; pyruvate metabolic process. The record is from RefSeq and is a predicted model, not a curated record.